CCGCAGCAACCAAUACACCUCAUUCCGACCUUACACGACCCCGACCGAUUCUCCCCCCAUCAAUUGAUCCGUAUAUCGUGAUCAAUUGGGCCACCGUUGGCAGAGGCUCCCAUCUCACCGUCCUAAACCUCAGUCACGAUGCUGUCGCGAGCCGCCAGACCAGCUCUCCGAGCUGCCGCCGCAGCUCAGGCUCGGGCCGCCGUCCCGAGCUCCGCCGCCACCUAUGCGACCCUCCGUGAGAUCGAGGACCGUCUCAAGUCGAUCCGAAACAUCGAAAAGAUCACCAACACGAUGAAGAUUGUCGCCUCCACCAAGCUCACCCGUGCCCAGCGCGCCAUGAACAACUCCCGCAAGUACGGCCAGACCUCCAACGAGGUCUACGAGUCGGCCGAGACCAAGGCUCUCGAGACCGAGGACAAGAAGACCCUCAUCGUCGUCUGCUCCUCCGACAAGGGUCUCUGCGGUGGUAUUCACUCUAGUCUUGCCCGAUAUGUCCGCCGCCAGGCCGCCGACCAGGACUUCGACCUCGUCAUCAUCGGCGAGAAGGCCAAGGCCCAGCUUGGCCGAACCAACGCCAAGUCGAUCCAGCUCAGCUUCGCUGGUAUCGGCAAGGACGUCCCCACCUUUGCCGACGCCCAGGCUAUCGCCGAUCAGAUCGUUCAGCUUCCCACUGAGUACACCGACAUCAAGAUCCUGUACAACAGCUUCCUGAACGCCCAGAGCUACGAGCCCUCCAUCAUUGAGGCAUUUUCCGAGGAUGCCAUCACCCAGUCCCCCAACUUUUCCGCUUUCGAGGUUGAUGACGAGGUCCUCUCCAACAUGCGCGAGUACGGCCUGGCCAACUCCCUGUACUGGGCUCUUGCCGAGGGCCACGCCUGCGAGCAGUCUGCCCGACGAAAUGCCAUGGAUAACGCCUCCAAGAACGCCGGUGAGAUGAUUAGCAAGUACCAGAUUCUGUUCAACCGUACCCGACAGGCUGUCAUUACCGGAGAACUGGUCGAGAUUAUCACUGGUGCCACCGCCUCGGAGGAUAUGUAAACAGUGGGAGUGCAAGCCGGGGUGUGACGCUUCCCUUUGUAUCAAUGCCAGCGGGUUCAACCACGCCGUCCAUCAGUGUGUGGUUCUCCCGCCCCAGUGUAUCAAAGCCUUCAAUAAAUUCCUUAGUAGCUCACACUCCCCAAGCGUGGUAGUGAGAAGAGAACAAAAGAAAAAGAGAAAGGAGUAAUUGAUGUUGGAGAGCAUUUUUGAACAAGUUUCUAA
This is a messenger RNA of Fusarium vanettenii 77-13-4, 1260 nucleotides long. RefSeq lists its product as uncharacterized. NCBI's taxonomy places the organism in Eukaryota, Fungi, Ascomycota, Sordariomycetes, Hypocreales, Nectriaceae. Gene Ontology annotation, molecular function: proton-transporting ATP synthase activity, rotational mechanism. The coding region runs from base 139 to 1038 and encodes 299 amino acids. Gene Ontology annotation, biological process: proton motive force-driven ATP synthesis. The record is from RefSeq and is a predicted model, not a curated record. The transcript is spliced from 4 exons.